Messenger RNA from Puntigrus tetrazona (Sumatra barb), 1000 nucleotides. RefSeq names its product inhibitor of DNA binding 1, HLH protein (gene id1). Lineage: Eukaryota; Metazoa; Chordata; Actinopteri; Cypriniformes; Cyprinidae. Gene Ontology annotation, cellular component: nucleus; cytoplasm. Gene Ontology annotation, biological process: cell differentiation; negative regulation of transcription by RNA polymerase II; circadian regulation of gene expression. Bases 122 to 508 code for a protein of 128 amino acids. The transcript has 2 exons. Gene Ontology annotation, molecular function: protein dimerization activity; transcription regulator activity. The record is from RefSeq and is a predicted model, not a curated record.
CGGCUCCGUGAGCAUGUGGUGAACUGUCAUCGCACUCUCGACGCCCUAAGACGCUAAAGGACUACGAGCGUACCGCCUCAGCUCAUCUCUUUUGACUUGACCGUCAGCCUUUACAGCCAAAAUGAAAGUUGUGGGACCUACCUGCGCGCUGAAGAGCGGCAAAGUCGGAGGGGAGGACGUCGUCCGCUGUCUCUCCGACCAGAGCCUGGCCAUCUCCAAAUGCAAGAUCCCGCUGCUGGACGAGCAGAUGACCAUGUUUCUCCAGGACAUGAACAGCUGCUACAGCAAACUGAAAGAACUGGUGCCCACGCUGCCGACCAACAAGAAAGCCAGCAAGGUGGAGAUCCUGCAGCACGUUAUUGAUUACAUCUGGGACUUGCAGGUGGAGCUGGAAAGCAAGAAGAACCAGAGCUCCGCUCCCAGGACUCCCCUCACGACUCUGAACGCGGAACUGGCCAGCAUUUCUGUCGAGAACGGCUGCUCAGAUGACCGAAUCAUGUGCCGUUAAAGCCGACGCUCCCGGUUUCACGUCGACCGAUCGAGAAGCGUCGCGAAGAACCAACGGAGGCGCUCGGGCUGGAGGCGACGACGGGAGCAGAGCCGCCGAGACGCCUUGAACUGUGUUGUUGGGAGAAGCUCCUUCUCCUUCUCCUGUCGUAGAGGAAAACAACUUUCGGCGGAGAGUCGCGAAACUGUCACGAGACGCGAAGCGUGACGGUCUCUCCGAGAUCUUCCCAAACAAAUCGAUGUGUGUGUGUGUCAGCUGUGGAAUCCAUGGCGACUAUUCACUUAAUAGUUCGUGCAUUUCCCUUUCGGUCAAAGUUUCUCCGAUGUUUUGAUAACUCUUCAGAAAAAAAAAUGUCUAUUUUGUUGUAAAGUUUUCUCAGAUUACUGAGCGAAAGAAUGUAUUGUAUAUUACAAUGACGUACGACGCGAAUGCCUUAUUGUGUUUUUUACAAUGUAUAUUGUUUUUUUAAUUAAAACAAGAAAAUGAGACUCA